AUGUCAAUCCUGCAGAACGAGGAGGAACGAGGAAGCUCCCUAAAGAUUAGUGUUCAGUUCUGUGCCCCCGCUGGCUUCCCGCGUUUCCUGAAUGUCUUCUCCGUGAUCGUGGCGAAGAAGAACGAGAAGGUGGAACUGGAGUGUCAGACGCAGGGCGAUCCCCCGCCGACCGUGCGCUGGUACAAGGACAGCAUUCCCGUCGACCUGACCAGUCCGCGGUUUGUCAAAAACGGUAAGCCUACGCGCGGGGCUGGAGCUGCCGCUGGUUGUUGUUGCUAUCUCCUCCCCCUACCCGUCCAGCCGGGCACCAAUUCUAUCAGGCUGCCCAUUAUACAGGCGUUUUGUCCGGCCAGUCCAGCCUCUUAA
Dibothriocephalus latus is the source of this 366-nucleotide messenger RNA. The record is from the annotation of a GenBank genome assembly. NCBI's taxonomy places the organism in Eukaryota, Metazoa, Platyhelminthes, Cestoda, Diphyllobothriidea, Diphyllobothriidae.